UACAUUGUAUAAGAAGCUGAUAUAAACAAACCGAACAGGUUUUUCUCCCGGUUUUAGGAAACAUAGAACCCAAAGGUUCCCAAUAUAAAUAUAUAAUUGACUUGAAACCUCACAAUGCAUGCCCAGAAAAUAAUAGUAAUCCAUCCAGGAUCGCUUCAUUUGCGCAUUGGUCGUGCUAGUGACCUAAAUCCCAUAACUAUACUGCACGCAAUCGGAAGGCUUCGUAAGACGACAGACAGCAAACAAGACACGAGCCUGGGAUAUCAUGAUACCAUGUUACCAAACCUGGCCAAAGAAAAGGAUAUUGACAUAAUGCAAGAGUUUGAGGAAAGCCGACUUCUAGUUUCUCAUUCAUUACAAUCGCAUGUCACACAAUAUGAAGAACGUGGAGGAGGUGCAAAGCGACUUCGAAUAGCCACGCCGCCACAGCAAAUUGCAACAUUCAAUCGAAGAUCUGUUCCUGAAGAACUUCCAUUAGAUACUUCAAUUAAAAGUGAGAUAACAGAAGUAAAAGAAGAUGAUAAAGUGGAAUCAAAGAAAAUAAAAGUAAACAUUUUUGAUGAUGAUAUUCUUAGACUGAAUAAAGAUGAAAGAAACGAAUAUAACAUACACUUUCCAAUGAAGAGAGGAGAUCUUAAUUUACAUAGCAACAUUGGUGGUUCUGUGACCUCUGUAAUGUCUGAUUUGGAGUCUAUAUGGUGCCAUGUGAUUGAGGAACGCAUGGGAAUACCCCGGCGUACUUUGGGACAAUACGGAGCUGUUUUGGUAAUUAGUGACGUCUACAAUCGAAGCGUAUUGCGAGAAUUAGUGACAAUACUGCUACAACGUCUGGGAUUCCGUGCUUGUUUUCUAGUCCAGGACCAUGUUGCCGCCACAUUUGGAGCUGGUUUAGGUUAUGCAUGUGUCGUUGAUGUGGGCGAUCAAAAAUGUUCAAUAUCAUGUGUUGAAGAUGGUAUAUCACAUCCCGACACCCGAGUACGCUUAGGCUAUGGUAGCGGAGAUUUAGCGCAAGUUUUCCUUGCAUUAUUGAGAAAAUGUAGUUUUCCCUACAAGGAAUGCAAUGUUGAGGAAAGUUACGCUGACGCUGCUCUUAUCAAUAAUCUAAAAGAGCUCUAUUGUCAUUUAAACCUGGAGGUAUGUGGAGCCCAAGAGAAAAUCUUUGAGGUGAAAAAGGAAAACAAGCGACUACGUUACACCUUCCAGUUGGGCGAUGAAUGUGUUGUCGCCCCUCUGGCAUUCUUUCAUACUGAAUUAUUUAAUAUAACUGGGAAAAAGAAGACGGUACAAUUACAAAUGCGCAGCAGCCAACAAUCUGAUCCAGAAGAUUGCUUCGAUGCAGAAUAUAUUCGGGAAACGGGACGAGUACGUAAUGGCAGAGGAGAUCAAUUGCUUGACGGAGCUAUGCCCAUAACUGGAGAUACACCAGACGAAGAACUCGUUGUGGUUGACAAUUUUGAUGUUGACGAUCGUUCGGCGAAUGUACGUAACACGGAUAAGGAAGAACAGAUGUACUUUGCACCUGGUAGCGGUCAAAUUGUACCCAUUGACGUGGCUGUUGUACGCAGUAUUGAACGUUGCAUGACCGAGGAUAUGAAACGUAAAAUGUAUGGCAGUAUUUUAUUGGUGGGUGGUGGUAGUAAAUUAAGCGGCUUCUCCAAGUGGUUGGAACAAAAAAUUAUUCUACACGUACGUUCGGCUGAACAAUAUGCCUACGAGGUAAAUGUAUGUGUCAAGGAAAUGGAGGCAUCAAUGAUUGCAUGGAAAGGUGCUGCCAUUAUGUCAUGUUUAGAAAGUGCGCCGGAACUAUGGUUAUUCGCUGAUGAAUGGCAAAAAUGUGGACUACGUAUAUUACGUGAGAAAAGUAUAUUUAUGUGGUGAAUAU
Molecule: messenger RNA, 1882 nt
Organism: Musca domestica (house fly)
Lineage: Eukaryota; Metazoa; Arthropoda; Insecta; Diptera; Muscidae
Gene: Arp8
Product: actin-related protein 8
Exons: 1
Coding region: 115-1878 (587 amino acids)
Biological process (GO): double-strand break repair; regulation of DNA-templated transcription
Cellular component (GO): Ino80 complex
Source: RefSeq, a predicted model, not a curated record